AUGCCGCCUUUUGUCCCGCGCAAAGACCAGCCUGGACGGGACACUCCUUCAAAGCGUGGACUACUGGAGGCUCUCGACGCGCCUCCAAAAUCAGCUACGUUGGAAGAACUCAAGAGACGCAAAAUUUCCGCGGAUUCAGACUCGUCUUCAUUAAGCUCCUUGUCCAGCUCAGACGAGGAAGACGCGGGUGAUGACGACGAGGAAGUGUGUUGGGAAGAUGUCCCUGCGGCGCCGUCCGGUUCUAUUAGCACCACUCCCGCCGCUGAGCUGCGAGACUUGGAUAUCACCCUUGAGAAGAACCAUGUUUCGCUAAGUGAACCGCUUGCGGGCAAGAAGGGCCCUAGUAAGAUCGAGCGGUUCAUUAGGAUUCAGACGCAUUGCAUGCAUGUCCAGUUUCUUUUGUUUCAUAAUGUUAUUCGAAAUUCCUGGAUAAAUGACUCCGAAAUACACAAGAUACUACGCGAGAAACUACCUGAGGGUAUUGCAAAGGAAGUGCAAAGAUGGAGAAUUGCCGCAGGCCUCGAAGCUCCUCCCAAACCGCCUACGCAAAAGCGGGCGUCGAAGAAGAGGAAACGCGACCGCGACUGGAGUGAAGAUUCAAAUCUUGCUGAACCCAGCCGGCCGGACAUGAGCAGGGGAGAUCCAACUAUUCUCUUGCUGAAAGUUUUGGCUGCUUACUGGAAAAAGAAUUUCAAAGUUACAUCCGCUGGUUUAUGUAAAAAAGGCUACAGGCCAGCCUCGGUUUUGGAGGAAGAACUGAAGUCGUUUAAUAGCGGCGGCGACGACGAGAGGCGGUUUGGCGAGAAGAUCGAAAAUAUCGACCAGUUUCGGGAUCGUGCCCGUGGUUUAUAUGGGUCUCGGGACGUGGGUGCCCAGCUAUUCACAGCACUGCUAAGGGCGCUGAGUCUCGAAGCUAGGCUGGUUGCAAGCCUCCAGCCUAUUGGGUUCGGAUGGACAAAAGCGGAAAAUUAUGCGGGCUCAGACGAAAAAGGUCAAGAUAGCGAUGGAGAGAACUCCAGAGAAGAGGUAUCACAAGCAGGUUCCAGGGCAAAAUCUAAGAGUUCCAGCAACCGAAAUUGUGACGAAUAUCCUCCGUUUCCGACGUACUGGUCGGAGGUAGAGUCGCCGGUUACUCAAGAUAUCAUACCUGUGGAAUCCUUGGUCUUGCCCAAUUCGGUUGCGAUGACACCAGAGCUUCUGGCUGCAUUCGAACCCCGAGGAGGGAAAGCUGAAAAAGCGAAACAGGUGAUAGCAUAUGUCGUUGCCUAUUCGCCAGACGCAACAGCGAAAGAUGUCACGAUUAGAUAUCUUAGACGGCACACCUGGCCCGGGAAGACGAAGGGAUUCCGAAUACCAGUUGAAAAGCCUGUUGACAUCGGCUUGAGUACCGGGCCAUAUGCAUAUGAUUGGUUUAAAGCUACAAUGAGGGGAUAUGCUCGCCCAGUGAAUAAGCGAACGGCAGUGGACGCAAAGGAGGAUCUUAACCUAGUACCUAAACAGCCUGAGAAGAAAGCACCGAAAGAAGGAGACACGUUACAGAGCCUCAAAGCCUCCAAGGACUUUGUACUCGAACGAUUUUUACGUCGCGAGGAAGCACUCCGUCCUGGGACAACCCACGUGAGGACUUUCACCUCUGGAAAGGGAGCAAAGCAAAAGGAAGAAAAGGUCUACCGGAGAUCAGAUGUUCAAAAGUGCUUGUCUGCGGAAAGCUGGCACAAAGAGGGGCGGCGCGUUAAGCUUGGGGAGACACCGUUGAAGCUCGUUCCCAUUCGAGCUGUCACGCUGAAUCGAAAACGUGAAGUCGAUGAGAUGGAACGAGAGACCGGAGAGAAGCCAAAGCAAGGCUUGUAUGCGCUCCAUCAAACGGAGUACAUAAUACCGGAUCCGAUUGAAGACGGAAAGAUUCCGAAGAACGAGUAUGGCAACAUAGACUGCUUUACCCCUUGGAUGAUUCCAAAAGGAGCUGCGCACAUCCCAUGGCCAUCCACCGUCCGGGUUUGCAAGAAAUUGGGCGUUGAUUACGCAGAGGCAGUUAUCGGCUUCGAGUUUGGUAGUAAGAUGGCGGUGCCUAUCAUUCAGGGCGUGGUCGUUGCCGCUGAGAAUGAGGAUCUCGUCAAAGAUGCCUGGCGGGCUGAAGAUGCUCAGAAGCGCGAGAGAGAAAGAUUGAAGCAGGAGAAGCUCAUUCUUUCGACGUGGAGGAAGUUUAUCAUGGGCCUUCGAAUACCGGAACGGAUACAAGAAGAGUAUGGGAAUGCUGAGGAGGCGGAAUCCCAUAAUCCCUUUUUCAACCGAAGAAGUAUACCGUUGCCUAACAAGAACCAUGUUGGAAAAGACGAGUCAGACUUGCAUGAAGGAGGGGGUUUCCUAGUCCCUGGUGAAGAUGGAGCUGAAGAUGACCAUCUGGUUGUUCAGGGAGGACCUCAAGAGGCUGGAGGGAGUAGGAGGUUGCCUAUAGAACUAGACGAUGACACCUCCGAGAUCAGCGACGCGGAGUCCCUCGAAUCUGAGCUGCUAUAA
This is a messenger RNA of Uncinocarpus reesii 1704, 2517 nucleotides long. RefSeq lists its product as uncharacterized. Gene Ontology annotation, biological process: mismatch repair; nucleotide-excision repair. NCBI's taxonomy places the organism in Eukaryota, Fungi, Ascomycota, Eurotiomycetes, Onygenales, Onygenaceae. Gene Ontology annotation, molecular function: damaged DNA binding; single-stranded DNA binding. Bases 1 to 2517 code for a protein of 838 amino acids. The record is from RefSeq and is a predicted model, not a curated record. Gene Ontology annotation, cellular component: XPC complex; nucleotide-excision repair factor 2 complex; cytoplasm. The transcript has a single exon.